Molecule: messenger RNA, 3485 nt
Organism: Zea mays
Lineage: Eukaryota; Viridiplantae; Streptophyta; Magnoliopsida; Poales; Poaceae
Exons: 7
Coding region: 506-3265 (919 amino acids)
Source: RefSeq, a predicted model, not a curated record
GAGGGAGAGAAAUCAGCGAAAGCGUGUGGUGCUGCACUGCACCAACUGGUGUCCUCGCAUAACCGAGCUGUCCCCCCGGCCUAAACCUAAACUACUGUCUCAGGAAUUCAGAUCAGAUGCCGGCCCUCCGCUCCUCAUUUGUCUAGUAGUACUAACCGAUGGCUAAGUAAACCAUGCCUCGCCAGCUAGCUAAUCCAUGGCAGAGUCAGUUUAACCACUGCGCGCAGCUCACCCUGCAUCUUCUUCCCGCUUUCACCACCUACCCCUAACAGAGCGACGCGAAGUUAUUAUCGUCGUGCCACCAUAAGCGCGGCCUCGCGCCAACAAGAACCUCGGCCUCGGGAGGCAGCAGUAGCACCGCCGGGGGAGGCGCAGCGCAGCGCAACGGCCGGCGCCGGGACGAGAGAUCCUCGAAUGUACAUGACAAGGAAACUUUUCCGUCCAGCUGACCCCUCUCUGAUCUCGCCACCGAAGCGCACGCUGGACACCCGUGGUUGGUGGCACCAUGCUGCAGUACCUGGACUUCUCGCACGCCAGCACCUCAAGGAAGUGGGCGCACAGGAGACAGGGCGACGGACUUGAAGCUCCAAGGAACAGCAUGGAGUUCGCUUUGGAGGCUUCCCACAGCUAUGGCGUGUUUCAGGAAGAUGUUCCGCACUAUCCCUGCAAUAUGAGGCAGUACCCAAAAUCAGGGCUCAACCACAGCUUUAACCCAGUCAAGAAGCUGAUCCAGGAGGACAUCUCGUUCCGAACGAAUGAAGUCCAGAAGAGGCCCGGCGGCGUCAUCGCCAGACUGAUGGGCAUGGAAUCGCCUCCACUGAACGCAGCUACUGAAUCCAUCAGUCGUUCGGAGAUCACCCCGAGACCAACAAUGCCAAGAAGAGAUCCUCCUGAAAGGGAGACCUCAGCCAAGCAUGUCUCCUUCGUGCAGCACGGCAACAGGGACUCCACCAAGCAGGCGUCAAAGCAGGAGAUCCGAGCCUAUGGCGAGGAGAGGGACGUGUUUGGGCAGCAGAACAAGAGGGGCAACGAGUGGAGUAAGCCGCAGCCGCGGGAGCACCCGCAGGAGGAGGAGCUGCAGAAGUUCAAGAAGGAGUUCGAGGCGUGGCAGGCGAGCAGGGCGUGGGAGCACUCGAGAAGCUUCGAGCUGGAGAGUAGCACCCUCGGCGACGACGAUGACGACGGCAGGUGCACGGACAUCGUGCCGUACAGGUACCAGCACCACCACCACCACCACCACAAGGGGAAAGAUGCCAGCCAUGGCGGCAAGCACAUACGCUCCUCCAACGAGGACGUGCAUUGUUGGAGAAGAAGCAGCAAGGAGAGCGGCACGUCCAUCUCCGGGAGCCGUACGUUCUCUCUGACGACCAGCGCAGACGCCGCCGCCUGCUCCACGAGGCUGCCGCUCUCCAGGUUCUACCACGAGGAGGAGAGGUCGCUGUCGCCGACGAGGAUCGUGAUCCUCAAGCCCUGCCCCGAGCUGAGCGCGGACGACGUCGAGGAGUCCUCGCUCGGGUCGCCGGAGCUGGUGAAGAAGGAGAACAACAUGGAGGCCUUCCUGGAGGAGGUCAAGAAGAGGCUCAAGAUCGAGCUCGAGGGCGGGGUGGCCUCCGACGACAAGGCGGACCGCCGUUGGUUCGCCGCCGCAGCCGCCGCCGACGUUAUUCCGGCCGACCCGAAGCAGAUCGCGCGGAGCAUCGCCAACCAGAUCAGGGAGAACGUCACGAGGGACAUGCACCCGGCGCUGCUGCGGUCGGAGUCCACGCGCUCGUACCGCAGCGACGUGCCGUUCGACGGGCAGGGACAGAUGGAUUACAUCGGCCGAGACGCCAGGAGGCAGCUCUCCGACAGGCUCAAGAACGUGCUGAGGAGGGACCCGCCGGACGCCGAGACGCCCUUCUCGUUCUCCCACCGGAGAAGGGCCACCUCGACGUCGUUCGACGAGGAGCCAACGAGGCCCAAGCCGACGAGGCACGAGGUGGCGCCGCCGUCGUCGAGGAAGGGGAAGGUCAGGAGCAAGGAGGAGGAGAAGAAGUGCGCGGUGGAGUCCGACGUCCGGUCGUUCAGAUACGGACCGAGCAACACCCCGACGACGACCCAGCUGGACUCCGAGCCCGUGUCGCCGCGAAACCUCAUGAGGUCGUUCUCGGCGCCGGUGUCCGGGACGACCUUCGUGAAGCUCCUCUCGGAGGAGCCGCGGGUGCUGACCGGAGCGAGGCUGCAGCGCAAGCAGGAAGGCCACGGGAGCAGCAGGCCAGCGUCGUCGGAGGAGAGGAAAGGGAGGAAGGACGCGUUCAGCAUCAGAGGCAAGGUGUCCAACCUGAGGCAGAACUUUGGGCUCAGAGCCAAGCUGUUCGGCAAGAAGUUCCACGCCUCCGACGAGCCGUUCCCCGACGACCUCCCGCCCAUCGGCACCCUCGUCACCGCACCAUCGGUCCUCAUACACCCCGGCGUCCUGCAGGAGAACUCCACCGAGGUACCACCGAGCCCGGCGUCAUGGUGCAGCAGCCCGCCUGACGAGAUGAGCAGGGGAGGCUACCCAAGCCCUGUCUCGCCAUUGGAGGCAUCCUUUAGCGAGCACCGGUCUCCCAUGAGGACGGAAGCCAAAGACAUGGCUUCAGCUGCUUCUGAACCAGGAGAACAAGCCCAUGCUGAAGAGGGGCGCGCCGAGACAAGUCCUGUCCUGGACGAGCAGGACGACGGCGACAUGGACGAUACAGAUCACCCCAUGAAGUCCUUCGUCAGAGCUGUUCUCGUCGUCGCCGGCAUGUACGGGCGGAGGCACAACCCUGGCAACGCCACCAUGUCAGAGUGCGAGGUCAAGCCUAUCCCCAAGUGGGUGCUGGAGGAAGUCGUGUCCCCGUCCUCAGCCCCGGCGGGCAGCGGCGCGGCAGCCGUCAUGGACCACCGGCUCCUCUUCGACCUCGUCAACGAGGCGCUGCCGGGAGCCGUCCGGGCCUCCACGACGCUGUGCGCGUUCGACAAGUGCCACGCCAUGGCGCCAAGGAGAGCCUCCGGUGGCAAGGCGCUGCUAGAGGCGCUGUGGAAGUCCAUGCAGGUGUGGAUAGAGCCGCCGAGCGACCGCAGGACGGCGAGCUCUGCCUCCGUGGACGUGCUGAUCGGCCGUGACCUGAGCGUGUCGGCGUGGCACGGCGCGUUCCGCGAGGACGCGGACGCGCUGGCUGGGGACGUGGAGGCGGAGCUGCUGGACGAGCUGCUCGAAGAGACGGUGUGGGACGUGCUCCUCAAUGUGGGGGACUCAUGAUCGGAUCGUAUGCCUCUUCUGACGAGUAUACUUGUACAUUUUGGGGUGCCUUUUUUUCUGCCUCUUUUGGGUGCUUGCCGGGUUUGUGAACGGUGUUGCAUUGGCGAGUGAGAUAUGUAACUAUGCUUGCGUGUGGAAGAAUGCUGAAUUUACACUGAGAAAUGCUUAAAGAAGAGAGAGAAAAAGAUGAAUAAUAAAAGGAACAGCUGUCGUCAUGUCA